Messenger RNA from Oncorhynchus keta (chum salmon), 3111 nucleotides. Its product is annotated as lipolysis-stimulated lipoprotein receptor-like. Gene Ontology annotation, biological process: establishment of blood-brain barrier; tricellular tight junction assembly. The coding region runs from base 199 to 2127 and encodes 642 amino acids. The transcript is spliced from 11 exons. Lineage: Eukaryota; Metazoa; Chordata; Actinopteri; Salmoniformes; Salmonidae. The record is from RefSeq and is a predicted model, not a curated record. Gene Ontology annotation, cellular component: plasma membrane; tricellular tight junction.
CCUCCUACUCGCAUACCUACGCCGUGAGAGAAAAUGUCGGAAGGCCUACCUAGUUAAGAAAAACACAAUACAUGCUUGGGGUUCUACAAGGUUUCUAAUGGCAUUUAUGCAGGCCUUGAAUUAAUUACUAUACAUGGUUUUUACAUUAAGGUUUUUAAAUUGAGGCUUCUCACAAAUAUACUCACUUCGGAUCGAAAGAUGUUCCUGAUUUUCGUCGUGACCGUCCUUAUGGCAACAGGCUCCACUAUGGCCAUCUCUGUCCAGUGUCCUGUCAAGAGGUACGUGGUCAUCCUGUUCCAGCCGGUCACGCUCACCUGCAACUUCCAGACGUCUUCCACGCAGCCGCCCGUCAUCACUUGGAGGUACAAGUCCUACUGCAGGGACCCCAUCCAGGCAGCCCUGAACCCCAGCAGCGCUGACAACAUCCUGUCCCAGAACAACCCUAACUACAACGCCAACAUUGAGUGUGCCGACAACAUGCGGACAGUGCGCAUCGUGGCCUCCAAGCAGGGCAGUGCUGUCACUCUGGGCGAGGAGUACCAGGGGCGAAAAGUCAGCAUCUUGAACAACGCAGACCUGAACCUUGCCCAGACGGCGUGGGGAGACAGCGGCGUGUACGUGUGCUCUGUGGUGUCUUCUCAGGACCUGACAGGGAACAGCGAGGACUACACUGAGCUCAUAGUGCUGGAGAGAAAGUCAAAUACCACUGAUCUCCUGCCUGAGAUUGACUUACUGGUUAUGGAAGACUGGUUGUUGGUAGUACUGGUAGUGUUUGGCUUCCUGCUGCUGUUGCUCCUCAUAGCAAUCUGUUGGUGCCAGUGCUGCCCCCACACCUGCUGCUGCUACAUCCGCUGCCCCUGCUGCCCAGAGAAAUGCUGCUGCCCUCGGGCACUGUACGAAGCAGGCAAGGCGGUGAAGUCAGGCAUCCCCAGCAACUACGCCCCCACGCUCUACGCUCCCAGCAUGUACGCCCAGCCACCCUACGGAGGGGUCAUGCAACAGCCCGGCAUACCCAUGCUGCCCUUACCCCAGGGAAUGGGCGGCCCCCCACUACAACCCAACGGCUACGGACGGGACUACGACGGAGCCAGCUCGGUUGGACAUGGCUCCCAGGUGCCUUUGCUGCAUGACCAGGACAGUGGCGCAGGAGACCAAACUCGGAGUGGCUACCGUAUCCAGGUGGACCCAGAUGGGAAUGCAACGCGGGCCAUCUACUACAUGGAGAGACAGCUAGCCAACCUGGACCCCACCCGACCUGGUGACGCCGCUGGGAAUUACAACCGCUUGGAUGGGGGGAUGAGCGAGGUGAGCUCCUUACACGAUGACCCACGGGGCCGUGGCGGUGGCCGCUCCCAGGCCCCGCCCCUCGCCACCGUGUACGACCAGGACGAGGCCAUGAGCACCAUCAGCAGCGUGUCCACGCACGGCCAGCGGGGGCGUGACGACUACCCGCGGCGAGGAGGUGGGCCCUCCCCCCACAUGGGGGCCCACGGGCGUGCCCGCUCCAUGGACAACCUUGAUGACAUCGCCCGCCGAGACCGCUACCCCAGAGACCCCCGGGAUCCCCGCGACGACUACCCUCCCCACCGCCGUGACGAAGGAGGAGCCAGAGAAAGGAGAGGCUCGGGUGAUGACUUUAGCAGCCGCGGUGGCUACGACCGCGGCCGUGACUUUGACGACCGCAGACGGCGCGAGCCCUCCCCUGGAGACCGUCGCCGCGGAGGCAGCCCGGUCAGUGGUCUCCAGGGGAGACGCAGCCGUAGCCGUGACGACCUGAUGGACAUUGAACGUGAUCGGGAGCGCGGUGGCGGCCGUGGUGGUGGGCGGGACGCCUACGAUGAUAGCUUUCUGCGGGAAGCCAUGGAGAAGAAGCGUCUAGGCGAGCAGCAGAGGGCGAGGAGCCGCGAACGCCUGGACAGCGAACGCUCGGACCGAGGCAGGGCCCCCCGCGGACCCCCUCCACUUCCCAUGUCCCCGCCUUCCAACUACCCCGACCGUCGCUACGACGACAACUACCCAGCCCCUCACCCGCCUCCCUACAUUAGCGAUGACGAGAGCUUGACGUCCUCCAAGAAGAGCAACCUACGCAAGAAUGGAGCCGUGAGUCGGGAGAGCCUGGUGGUGUGAGACGUUCAGUAUCCCCCAGCGUAACUGAUCUGUCCCGUAACACAAUUACUAGUCGUCUAUGUCGAUAGUACUAAUGUUGCAAACUUGAUACCGUGAUUUUAUUUUCAAUACCUAAACUCAGAUAUCAACAUUUUAUGCUGGAUAUUUAUGUACAAAUGACCUUAUUGGGGGUAAUUUAGUAAUUGUGUGCUUCAUAUUUACUGAAAACAUUGUCAGCCUUAUGUCCUCUCAAUUAUUUUUAAUGUACAGAAUAGCUCUAACUGAAGCACUAAGUGUAGUGUGUGGUUGAACAUACCAAGGCUUAAUUAAAGUAGCCUACACUGGAAUUGCAAUAGCCAAAGUAAACCAAAAAUGGUUUUCAUUCACUCUUUUUAACCAUUAAUUUUCACCUUACAGUCAGUCAUCUUACAGUCAAUGUGAGUAACCUGGAGCUUUAAGAUUGUAAAGCAAGUAUUAAUUUGAACUUUUAAUGAUUUACUGUGAGAAGUCAUGGAUUUUUUAAAUGAAAAUUAGAUCAUGCUGUACAUUUUAAAAUGGAAUAGAUUUUAUUAGGGCGGGAGGUAGCCUAGCGGUUAAGAGCGUUGGGCCACUAACCGAAAGGUUGCUGGUUCAAAUCGACGAGCCAACUAAGUAAAAAAUCUGCCGAUGUGCCCUUGAGCAAGGCACUUAACCCUAAUUGCUCUGGAUAAGAGCCUCUACUAAAUGACUAAAAUCAAAUAAUAGCCAUGUUAUUUUUACAUUGUUUAUCAUUGUAUUUAGAGUUUUGGAUUAGUUUUAACUGUCUGUCCAGCAAUGAUAUUUGUCAUGAAUAAUGUCAGCCAUAGGCGGAUUCUAUUUGUUCAUUUAAACAUUUUUUUUUAUUAUUGCUAUGAAAAAUGUACUUACUGCAUUGUUGUACAGUCUACUUGUCAUACCCACUGUCCGUACUGUGUUGACUGUGAUUUACAACAAGCGUAAUUUUACAAUAAAGCUUUUUCAGAAUGA